GGCAAGGGCCUCAGUGGCUGGAGCAUUAGACAGCAGAGGGCUGGGUUGCACUCCUGACUCUGCCCCUGCUUUGGUGGAUGACCACUGGGGCUCACUGUAUGACAUUCCCUCCUCUGCUGCAAAUGGGUAAAUGAUGCUGCCCCCUCCAAAACCUAGGGUUGUCAGAUGAGAACAGCCUGGUGCCUUUUACAUUCACUUUGACUGGGAUAACGGACUAUACAAAUGAAGGAGGCUGUAAAGAGCCUCCUGUCUCCUUUUCACGGCUGCCUUGCAGUGGGGCUGCCAGUGCUUGCCCGCCUGGCAAGUCAGAACAUGCUUGGUCCCCAGCAGACCGACAGUAGAAGAUGGCCAAGCUGCAAGAGCCUGGGGAUGCUUUGGGGGAGGGCAUUUUGGUGGCUCCCGAGCUGGAUGGAUCUCGCCUUGCAGGCAACAGGCUUAACCUGGAUGUUUAUCCUGACGGCUGUCACCAGUUUCUUGACCUGUUUGACAAGCGAAGGAAGGAGGUGACUCAGGUGGAGUUCCUGCGGUUGAACUGCAAUGAGGACCCCAUAGCCUCCACGCUGGCCAUCCUGCCUGCCCUGAGGAGCCUGAAAUCCCUGGUCCUCAAAGGUGGACAUGCCCAGGAUGAAUUUGGUGCAUGUCAGAGAGGCUCCCUGACAACCUUGCCUCCCAGUUUUGGAAACCUCAUGUGCCUCACUCACCUGGAUCUCAGCUUCAAUAGCUUCUCCAGCUUACCCAGCUGCAUCACCCAGCUUGCCAACCUUGGUGUACUUGUGGUAAGCCACAACUUCUUGGUGGGGCUGCCUGAGGACUUUGGUCAUCUCACUAAGCUGACUGUCUUCUCCGCCAUAAAAAACCAUCUCAGGGAUCUGCCUCAGAGCAUUGGGGAGCUGGUAGCACUGCAGAAUCUGGACUUAUCUGAGAACACACUGGAAAGCCUCCCUGAGGAAAUUGGGAAUCUUUACAAUUGCGUGGAGCUGAAUCUCUCAGGGAACCAGUUAACUCAUGUCCCCGACUCACUAGCCAAUUUGACAUCUCUGCAGCAGCUGCAUCUUCACAGCAAUCUCCUAGUGACAGUCCCUGCAUCCCUCGCCAACCUUCCCAACUUGUUCGGGCUUGACUUGCAAAACAACAGGCUCCGCUACAUCCCCCCUGAGAUCCAGAGCAAACCUUUCGUACGUCUCCGAGGCAAUCCUCUAGGAGAACCUGAGAUGCCCCUGAUGGCUGAUGAAUCCAGCUCAGAAGAGUUACAAAGGCUGGUCCUGGCACCGGAUGAGAGCAGCUUUACCGUGACACCCAAAGGCUGCAAAGCUCUCCUGGCCUGCGGCAUCCGGCUUUACUUCCCCCCUGGGGCUGCCACCACCUCUAUCACAAUCCAUUUCCAAACACUCGUUCCUGACCCACAGUGGGUGAAGCUGAGGCAUCAUGAUAUCCUGUUGAGCAAAGUCCUGGAGCUACAGCCUCAUGGGCUUGAAUUCCAGCAGGAGGUGCAGAUCUGCAUGCCUUACGCCUCCCCUCAAACCAUUCACGAGCGAGAGGUGGUGGUUCGGACCUUCAGUGGGCAGAGCUGGAGUGACUUGGGAACGAAACUGAAGUGGAAAAGAAAGACAAAGAAGCACAUGGCACUCUGUAGUGUCCCUCACUUCUCCUGGUUCCUGGUCAUCUCUCAACUCGUGGAGAAUAAGUGCAGCGUCCCACGGGAGGGCACAUUGCUCUUUUCCACAGUGGAUCCGAACAUUAAGGUGACCUUCCCUCCUGGAGUCACUGAGAAGCCUCGGACGAUCAGGUUGCAGGUAUUGCCAGUGUCACUGGACGACCUGAAGGAGAUCAUGGGUGAUCCAGAAUCCAGAGCCAGUGCUCUUCUCUGUCUCUCCCAGAACUCCUCUCUGGAUUUCCUGAGGCCAGUUAAAGUUCAGCUACCAUUACCACCUGGAGUCACAGGUUUAGAUCUAACUUUGGAUCGUUCCAGAGUACAUCUUCUUCAUGGUGACCUCCAAGCCCAAACUUGGGAUGACAUCACAGAUCAGGUGGUGCUGGAGUUUACUCAUCUCUAUGUAAUAUUUGAAGUCACCCACUUCUCAUGGUACUGGUUAUGGUAUACCACCAAGAAGUACAUCGGUGGUAUUGCCAAGAAGGUCUAUGAGAGGUUGCGCAUGUACCAGGUGAACUUCAUUGCUCUGCAGAGGAAAAAAGACCCUGAGCAAGUCUUGCUGCAGUGUGUCCCCAAGCACAAGGUUGAUCCAGUUCUGAAAAAGCUUCAGGACCGAUACAGAGGACCAGAGCCAUCAGACAUGGUAGAGAUGUUUGAGGGAGAGCAGUUCUUUGCAGCCUUUGAACGAGGCAUCAAUAUUGAUGCAGACCGCCCAGACUGCAUGGAUGGCCGGCUCUCAUUCAUCUUUUACUCCCACUUAAAGAACAUGAAGGAAAUCUACGUGACCUCUGCAAUGGAUAGGAAAGACCAAGCUGUGAAAGGCCAGGUCUCCUUCUAUCGAGGAGCAGUUCCAGAGAAUGUGCCCGAAGAUGCCAGCAGGAGGAGGAAAGGGCCCGAUUCCCACUGGCUGGCUACUCUGCCACUCAGACUGCCUAAACUGAAAUUGCGCCAGGGUGACCCCUCAAAUGGCUUCUCCUUCCCUCCUCUAAAUCUGGGGAAUGAAGAGACUGGCUACCUGACGCAAGCUAAUCUGCUUAGCAUUGCCAGGCGCAUUGGAGCUGACUGGCAGACCAUCGGGUUGAACUUGGGGCUGACUUAUCAGCAGAUUGAACGGAUAGGGUACAACAACAGGGAGGACCUGGACAAGCAGAUCUUGAACAUGUUAUUCUCCUGGGCCCAGCAGAACUCUGAGGACCAAAACUGUGUGGAGAAGCUGGUCACAGCCAUGAAAGAGAGUGGCCGCCAGGACAUUGCUGAUGAGAUUGAGGCUAUUAUUGACCUGGGGAGGCAAAAAUACAGAGAGUCCAUCCGUCGGGUAGGGCUGGACCAGGGGAGCAGCACUGAAGACUCUGCAAUAGCUAUGGUGUAGCAGCCAGCAAUAGGAACUCUGCUUCCUACCGUGGUUGCCUACCUUGUGCACUGGAUAACAUGGCUACUCUGAUAAUUUCCAAUGGAGUGGGUGCUGUGAGCACCUACUACUGAUCCACUAUGCUCUGCUGAGACUAUGCUAGUAUGUGAUUUCUAUGAAGUUCACACAUGCCAAGUCUUUAUGUAUUUCAGCAUAUGGAAAAAGACCUUGGACUGUCAUGCCCUGAGUUCGGGGAUUCUGGCUUUAGGUUUUAGAGACAUGGAGAAACUCAGAGCCUCAGACACUGGCAUUUAAAUAAUAGAGAAAAUAGCUCUUAACUUUCUUUUGUUUUAAUAUAUAUUAGCGGUUCAUAUCCGUGCCAUAGUGGAUCAGCACUGAUA
Messenger RNA from Gavialis gangeticus (Gharial), 3400 nucleotides. It is a transcript of the gene PIDD1, whose product is annotated as p53-induced death domain protein 1. NCBI's taxonomy places the organism in Eukaryota, Metazoa, Chordata, Crocodylia, Gavialidae. The record is from RefSeq and is a predicted model, not a curated record. The transcript is spliced from 17 exons. Gene Ontology annotation, molecular function: protein binding. The coding region runs from base 345 to 3020 and encodes 891 amino acids. Gene Ontology annotation, biological process: DNA damage response; signal transduction; apoptotic process.